Messenger RNA from Lodderomyces margitis, 1104 nucleotides. Its product is annotated as dolichyl-diphosphooligosaccharide--protein glycotransferase. The transcript has a single exon. Bases 1 to 1104 code for a protein of 367 amino acids. The record is from RefSeq and is a predicted model, not a curated record. NCBI's taxonomy places the organism in Eukaryota, Fungi, Ascomycota, Pichiomycetes, Serinales, Debaryomycetaceae. Gene Ontology annotation, cellular component: oligosaccharyltransferase complex.
AUGAGACGAUCACUACUACCGCCACUAUGGAUUGUUUUAUCCUUCACUUUACUCCUCCUCGUCCUCCCUCAAUUAACCUUGGCUGAAGAUCACGACGACAUAAAUCAAGACGCACCGUCUCCUCAAGAUUCACUCAUUAUUGAUAUCCAUAAUGGAGAUUUAUCUCAACUACAAGGCCAUCGCGAUUAUUAUUCGAUCCUACUAUUCACAUCAUCGAAUCCUGCUCAUGAAUGUGGACCGUGUCAGCAAGUCAUGCCUAUGGUUGAACAAAUUGGUAAUUUGUACUUGGCACGCUAUGCAACUUCAAAUUUACAAAUAAAGUUUUUCAAUAUUGAUCUUGGUGAUAUCACCAAUGCUGUCAUUUUCAGAAAAUUGAAGAUGGAUACUAUACCUCAUGUAUGGUUGAUUCCUCCUAGAAGUAGUAGUGGUAAUGACGAGGUACGAUUGAGUAAUGAAGAUGGUUCAGUUGAGGGUAUUUUUGAGAGUCCCCAUUUAGAAUAUCCCCUAAAAAAGGCUUCACUUGAGAUACAAAUUGUCGAGUUUGCCAAAUUCCUAAGUGAGGUCUUGAUGGUUGAUUUACGUGUUGAUACGACAACAGGUCAAAAUGGUGCUUCACAAAGUUCAACAAUUACAUUUUUAAAGACAUUUAUCAUCACCUUUACAAUUGUCGUAUUGAUCAAAAAGAAAGGUUCCGGUUUCAUAUCAAAUACAUCAAGAACAACCAUCAUGUCCUAUUUUGCAAUUGGUAUAGUAUUGUUGUGUGUUGGAGGUUCACAAUUUGCAAUACAGAACCAAUCACCGUUUGUCACCAAAGAUGAUGCAACGGGGACACUAGUUUUCAUAAGCGGCGGCAUGCAUUACCAAUAUGCGGUAGAGAUUUUCAUUGUUGGUGCUAAUUAUGCGUUAUUAGCUGCCUCGGUUGUAAGUUUGAUUAAAUUGGGCAGUUAUCAAGUUACUGAGUCUAGUUUGAUUAAAGAUGAAAAUUUGAGAGUAUGGUUAAUUAUUUUGAUUUCUGUGGUAAUUUAUUACCUAUAUAGUUGUCUUACGAGUAUUGUGUUGAGAAAGGAUCCCGGGUACCCUUACCCAUUGACCAAAUUGUUUUGA